AUGCUGCGUCGGGUGUGGCAGCGAGCAGGGAUGUGGCAGUCACCGACGCGGUUCUUUUGCGCCGUUGCUGUUACUACACAGGACUGUGUGUUGCCGCGUCGACGAGAUAGGUCUUCGCCACGUGCUUCGACGUUGCUUCCGCGCGCGCGGUCGCCAGUCAAUCAGACGCUGCCAAGAAAAACGCUCCGCGGUUCGAACCAAUCGAACGUUUUAUUGUCCAAUCAAACGCCGCCCACGACUUUUGUAGCCACUUGUCGCGCGUUGCGCGCCAUUGACGAGACGGCGCUAUUGGCGACGAUUGACGUCCGGACGUGGAACGUGGCACUGCAGCGACGACUGGAGGCUCGAGACGAGCGCGGGGCAGCGGAGCUCUUGGGUCUAAUCGCGAGUUUCAGUCGUGAAAAUGCAAGUGUACCCAUGUGGACCGAUUUGUUUUUUACGGUGUUACGACAGCGUUCUUUACGCGGGUUUCGAACAGAUGAGAUGCAGGAGCUCUUGAGACAGUUGAAGCGGAGAUACGGGCCGCAAUUUGUGGCUCGCGUGCUCGUAGACGUGGUCAAUGGCUGUGCCAAUAUCAAGAUGUUUGCAGCUGCUCACGAGCUGCUGCUGUACCAGCAGACGUUGUGGUCGGAGAUUCGCUCCGGUACUACUACUACUACAGACGAGACAUUGACGACGGGGUGGAGCGGGCAGAGUGAAGCGCUGAUGCCGCCAUCGGUGGUUGGCCACUUGAUGGCCAAGAUGAUGCACAAGAAAAAGCACGGUCAAGUGCUGGCGCUUGCACGCGCGUAUUUUGCUAGUGCUGCGUUCGAUCCAGUGCGAGAUUUCCAGCAACAAGGGUUCCUUGAACUGUUUAAAGCAAGUGUGUACGCGCAGCAAAGUCCGAGGAAUGUGGUGCACGUGUUUUUGGGCUAUGUGGAGGGAACGUGCCGUGCAGCAGGAGGCAAGGUGGAGAAAGUGAGGACACGAGUGCUCGAGCGAGGCUUUGGAGCUGCGAUUCACUGCUGUGUGAAGCUUGAGGAAUACUCGCUGGCGUUGCAUUGUUAUGAAGUGAUGGAAAGCACACGAGAGAGACUCGUUUGUGCUGGGGACGGCUUACCGGUGGACGACGCGAUCGACGAAGCUGCAGAGAGGGUUUGCAUCGUGGAUGAAGUGCUGCCAGCUGAUGAAAAUAUAUACGUUAACGUGUUGAAAGCAUGUAUGGCGAUCGAGGAUUUCUCCACGUUUAAAGAUGUGUUCCGCGGGAUGGUAGCUCGAGGUGUGGCUCGUAGUGCUGGAUUCGGUUCAGCGAUUCGUUAUUGUCACAAGCAUUUGGAUCCAGUGUUCCUUGAAGAAGUGUUGGACGGGGUAUGCUGGACAGAACAGAAGCUUGCAGGUGCCUGGACACUAGAGAUAGAAAACUAUAACGAUGCGCUUGGCUGUUUUGCCGCUACGAAUAGACCGGACCAAGCUAAGGAGCUGUUCUCGCAAAUGCUGAACAACCCAUCGAUAGUGCCCGACCAUAUUACGAUGCUCGAGAUGGUGGAGAGUCACCGCAACGCCUCGAUCGAGGAGGUGUUUAAUCUCAUGGAUGUGUUUCUUGAGUGGAAACUAACACCGAAUCUUCAGGUGUUCACGUCGCUGCUGUCCAUCUAUAUGCGCCGUCGCGAAUCAGACAAUGCUGUUGCGCUCAUCGGUGCGAUGGAAGAGCAUGGUAUCGUCCAGGAUGUGAAGGCAUUCACGACUGUCGCGUUCAUUCAUGCAUCUCGCGGUGACUUGAAGGCUGUGGGAGACGUUUUACGAAACAUGGCUAGUCAAAGUGUUGCUACCGACAGGAUGUUCUUUGACUACGUCCUCAACGCACUGUACGGGUCGUGCGGUAUCGAUAUGUGUUUCUCGCUCUUUCGUGAGCUGAGUGCACACGAGCUGGCGAUCCCAGAAGGGCUGUAUAUCUCGCUGGUUGAUCUCGGUACCACGAUUGGUUUGAUUGAGCGCACGCUGCAUAUUGCGUACAACAUGGAGUGCGAAGGCUACCAUCUCUCAUCGAAGCAGUUGUACGCGUUGAUGAUGCGUUGUCACUCGGACGGCGAGAUUUCGGAGUUUGUGUGGACAUUUGUGCUGUUACACCAGGGCGUGCCACCCGAGACUCCGCGCUUUGAGGUGGAAAUGUAUGAAGAUUUGAUAUCGAUGCUGACGCAAUUCAAUCGCAAAAACGAAGUCUCGAAAGUGCAGGAGCUGGCUAGAUCAGUGGGGUACACUGAUUUGAUUGUUUAA
Peronospora matthiolae is the source of this 2253-nucleotide messenger RNA. Lineage: Eukaryota; Oomycota; Peronosporomycetes; Peronosporales; Peronosporaceae. The record is from the annotation of a GenBank genome assembly.